UCCGCCUCGAAACAGAAGAACACACCAGUUUCUCAAACACUGCGAGCGCAACAUUUUGAAAACCCUCGACCGGGUGCCUGCCGGCGUCCGGCGAGGCGGCGGGCCAUCCCCAUUCCACCCCCUCCACCCGGCAGUCGGCAUCUCAGAAGACUCGAAAGAAGAAGAAGCGGGGCGAUGGAAGACGGCGACGAGAGCGCCGCGUCGGCGGCGGAGGCGGCGCUGGGGCUGAAUCCGCAGCUUUUCGUCGACGAGGUCCACGGCAUCAUUGACGACAUCAGAGCCGGGGCCUUCGAGUACUGCCUCCAGGCAGCGGCCGCACCAGGGGUCCUCGGCGCCGCCAGGGCUGCAGAGAAGGCCACUGAUCUCCAGCGGGGAUUAAAUGCUAUUCACCAUGUCGUAAAGGAUCGACUGGAUAAGAGAAUGGCCAACUGGGAGAAAUUCUGCUUACUGCAUUGCUUCAAUGUACCCGAAGGUUUUGUGGCUGCUGAAGAUGAUAUUUCUUGUGCAAAAGAAUCACACAAAGAUGACACUUCAGAUUUGGAUUUGGAAAUUGACUCCUUGAGGAGAAAGCUUGAAAGUGCUAACAUGGAGUCUCAAAAUCUUGAAAGAGAGAUGUCGUCAUUGGAAAGGCAAACUACAUACAGAACAAAACUUGAUUCUUCUGUCUCUGAGAUACAAAAGUUGCUUGAAGACUCUGUGCAGGAAAAUUUUGAAGGUCUUGUGAAGGCAAUACCGGUAUUGCAGCAGAAAGUAAUAGAUAUGAGCAAGAAAAGGAUGGCGACCACAUGUUUGGUAGAUCAACAGGUUUGGAACAUGAACAAUUUGACAGACAACAAGCGACAAACACUGGAUAAGAGUUUUACUGCACGUGCUGAAGACAUUCAAGAUGUCAUCAGUACCUUACAGAACAAGAGUCUUGUGGGGCCGCCAUUACUCCUACAGGGAGCGCAGGAUCAGGGCCGCAGACACCUAGAUGGCGCCAGCAACAGCAACAUUCCAGGGAACAGCAAGAAGGCAAGAGUUAAGAGGAUUAAAGACGGCAAGAAAUAAGGGAUUUAAGGAGUUUGUUUCCUUUUGUUUAGUAGGCGUGUACCAGUCCUCAUUUGGGAUCGAGCAAUAACAACCAAUUUCCUAAUUUCCCUCAUCUCUCAA
This is a messenger RNA of Sorghum bicolor (sorghum), 1152 nucleotides long. Its product is annotated as protein MIS12 homolog. The record is from RefSeq and is a predicted model, not a curated record. Gene Ontology annotation, cellular component: chromosome, centromeric region; nucleus. The transcript is spliced from 7 exons. Bases 175 to 1050 code for a protein of 291 amino acids. Gene Ontology annotation, biological process: mitotic sister chromatid segregation; protein localization to kinetochore; kinetochore assembly. Lineage: Eukaryota; Viridiplantae; Streptophyta; Magnoliopsida; Poales; Poaceae.